AUGGAUCACGACGCAACGGAUUCGGAACUGUACUCACCGCCAUCCGACUCGUCGGCUGCCUCAGAGCCGAAGCUCUUCGUAACGUCGCCGCCUACCGAUCCCGAAUACAAAAUGGAUCACCAGAAUCGCGGCGUUGCCAUCGUCCUGAAUCACACUACCUUCGAAGACCAUCUGAAUCUUCCGGCUCGUGAUGGAAGCGAAGACCAAAAGGCGAUUCACGAUGCCCUGGAGAGGCUGCGAUUCAAGGUUACCUCUCUCGAUAACCGCACCGAGGCCGAGCUGUUCGAAAAGCUGGAGGAGGUCGCAAAAAUGGACCACACGUACAACGAUUGCCUCGUGGUGGUGGUUUUGACUCACGGCGGGAACGGCAAACUGUACGCCAAGGACGGUGCCUACACAGCGGAGCGAUUGUGGAAAACGUUCGUUGGCAAGGCUUGUCCGACGCUCAUCGUAAAGCCGAAGCUGUUUUUCAUUCAAACCUGCCGCGGUUAUCCGAAGGAUUAUAAUGCAUCGGCCCCCCCGAAGGAUCCCGCGGCGGAUGCGGUCGAUUCGCAGGAUUCGUCCGCCACUCGCCAGUACACCAUUCCGACCAUGUCCAAUCUGUUGGUGGGAUAUUCUACGAACGACUCGAAGGACUCUUGGCGUUCGCCACACGCCGGUUCCCAGUACGUGCGCCUGCUGGCCACAAAUCUGGACGAAUACGGCCACAAAAUGGAUCUGCUGAAUCUGCUGGCCCUCGUCGCAAAUCAAGUCGACCGCGACCAACCAACCGGUGACCGGAAGAAACCGAAGCAAAUACCUUACACUGUGUCGACGCUUACAAAGGACCUCUUCUUUCCUAAAAAAUAG
Anopheles cruzii is the source of this 849-nucleotide messenger RNA. RefSeq names its product caspase-1-like. Bases 1 to 849 code for a protein of 282 amino acids. Gene Ontology annotation, biological process: proteolysis. The transcript has 2 exons. Gene Ontology annotation, molecular function: cysteine-type endopeptidase activity. NCBI's taxonomy places the organism in Eukaryota, Metazoa, Arthropoda, Insecta, Diptera, Culicidae. The record is from RefSeq and is a predicted model, not a curated record.